Messenger RNA from Vigna umbellata (rice bean), 875 nucleotides. The record is from RefSeq and is a predicted model, not a curated record. NCBI's taxonomy places the organism in Eukaryota, Viridiplantae, Streptophyta, Magnoliopsida, Fabales, Fabaceae.
GGCAUCAUCAUUGAACAAAAAAAUCCAAGAGAACACCUUGCCAAUCUACGCAAGGCAAGGCCUAAAUGUAGUCUCUAGCUGCAACUCAUCAAGGGAUAAUUUAGCAACUUCUACAAUUUCGUACUUAUCAAAAUGGAAUUGUUGAAUAGAAAAAUGGGCACUUUCUACAACAAAGUAGAACACUCCUUUUUCAAAAUUAUGUCCAAAAAUUUUUUGGGGGAAAGCCGGACUUAUUGCCACUUAUUUAAUUAAUAGAUUACCUUUUCCUGUUUUGUCAUUAAAAAGUUCAAUGGAAGUUCUCCACUCACACUAUCCACACAUAACUCAUACAAUUAACCUUCCACCUAGAUUUCCUAUCUAUCAUAAAUAAACACACACACAAUAUCCAACUCUUCUCUAACUAUAUUGGUUCAAUUCUAAUGUUGAAAGGAAAGACAAUGUUGAUGGACAUGUUCUAUAGUUCUACUAAAGGAAUUGUAAAACAUCGAAGAAGGUAUCACUUUCAUGUGGCCAUGCUCAGAAUUAAUGAACAUAUGCACAAGAUAUGGAAGAGCCAAAUUGAAGAGAAGCCUUUGCAAUCGGCUGUUGCUGGUUGGAUUAUGAGUCUUCCAUUUGACAUUAAAGCUAAGGAGUGGUUGGCUGCUGAGGAAAGAUACAAGCAAGAGAUGCAAAUAAAGAACAUUCUUCCAGCUGUAGCAGAUAAGUUUUUCCUGGAUGGAGAAGAAAAUGAGAAAGGAGCUAGCAUUUUGUGCUUUGAUGAGAUACAGGUAAAGGAAAAUACAUACAUUUUGUUAUAAUGAAUUGUGAAUUCCUCAUAUUUGUAUCCUAAAUUAUUGUUACCUUGCCACUAUCCAUCAAACCUUGAUUUGAUCACU